Messenger RNA from Rana temporaria (common frog), 924 nucleotides. Its product is annotated as apolipoprotein A-I-like. The transcript has 2 exons. Lineage: Eukaryota; Metazoa; Chordata; Amphibia; Anura; Ranidae. The coding region runs from base 1 to 924 and encodes 307 amino acids. The record is from RefSeq and is a predicted model, not a curated record.
AUGGCGAAGGGGGACAGUGGAGGGGUAGUACAGGAGCAGAGGGACAAUGUAGGAGUGGUAGUACAGGAGCAGUGGGACAAUGUAGGAGUGGUAGUACAGGAGCAGGGGGGCAAUGUAAGAGUGGUAGUACAGGAGCAGGGAGACAAUGUAGGAGUGGUAGUACAGGAGCAGUGGGAUAAUGUAGGAGGGGUAGUACAGGAGCAGAGGGACAAUGUAGGAGUGGUAGUACAGGAGCAGUGGGACAAUGUAGGAGGGGUAGUACAGGAGCAGAGGGACAAUGUAGGAGUGGUAAUACAGGAGCAGAGGGACAAUGUAGGAGUGGUAGUACAGGAGCAGUGGGACAAUGUAGGAGGGGUAGUACAGGAGCAGAGGGACAAUGUAGGAGUGGUAGUACAGGAGCACGGGGACAAUGUAAGAGUGGUAGUACAGGAGCAGGGGGACAAUGUAAGAGUCAUAGUACAGGAGCAGAGGGACAAUGUAAGAGUCAUAGUACAGGAGCAGAGGGACAAUGUAAGAGUCAUAGUACAGGAGCAGAGGGACAAUGUAAGAGUCAUAGUACAGGAGCAGAGGGACAAUGUAAGAGUCAUAGUACAGGAGCAGAUGGACAAUGUAAGAGUCAUAGUACAGGAGCAGAGGGACAGUGUAAGAGUCAUAGUACAGGAGCAGAGGGACAAUGUAAGAGUCAUAGUACAGGAGCAGAGGGACAAUGUAAGAGUCAUAGUACAGGAGCAGAGGGACAAUGUAAGAGUCAUAGUACAGGAGCAGAGGGGCAAUGUAAGAGUCAUAGUACAGGAGCAGAGGGACAGUGUAAGAGUCAUAGUACAGGAGCAGAGGGACAGUGUAAGAGUCAUAGUACAGGAGCAGAGGGACAAUGUAAGAGUCAUAGUACAGGAGCAGGGGGGCAAUGUAAGAGCGGUAGUGUAG